AUGAGCUUGGAAAGGAAGUUUGCAGGCUCUCCUGAGUUCAAGGCUGCAUACGACGCCGUUAUCCAUGAAAACCUGGAGAAAGGCUAUCUGUCACCCGCGCCACUCGUUGACUCUGGCAACCGCUAUCCCGUGUACGUCAUUCCACACCACGGUGUAAUCCGCGCUGAUAAAACCACUACUAAACUCCGCAUGGUUCUUGACGCAAGUCAUAAAUCAAGUUCAAGGCUUUCGCUGAAUGAUAUUCUCCAUAGUGGUCCUAACUUGCAAGGGUUUGUUUUGGACUACGGUCCAGCCCAUACCACGCGCUCCGUGUUAUUCAGCAAC
This is a messenger RNA of Iphiclides podalirius (scarce swallowtail), 324 nucleotides long. The record is from the annotation of a GenBank genome assembly. NCBI's taxonomy places the organism in Eukaryota, Metazoa, Arthropoda, Insecta, Lepidoptera, Papilionidae.